CACGGUACAGGUAUGGCGGUUAGCGCAUCUCUAUCAACGGCCACAUCCAUCACAGGUAUUGCUCAGGUAAUCCAGAUCGUCAGUGCUAUCCCGCGGUACAAAACCUCAGUACAGCCUACAGGAUGUGUUGGAAAAUGUCUACCGUAAAUAGUUUCGAACAAGUUUCUUCAAGGUAAUGUGUUGGAAACUGUGAUCGACCCCGUUGUGAUUUGGCUAUAUUCCUGUUAUUAGAGGCCAGUUUUGUAUACACUGGUAGCCCAGGUCGCCUUAUUAAUAUGUUAAUGGACACGCCUGCUCCAGAUGUCCCCUCAAGUGGAACUGGUAUCGCGAACCAGGAACUUCCUUCCAACUUGGCACAGUCGCAGACGACAAGCGCCGAUAAAGGUAGUUUAUCCAAGAAGACGGCAAGAAAAGCCAAGAAGAAGCAGGACAAGAAAAAAUUUACAACUGACUUCAACAAAAUUGUUAAAAAGUUGGUUGAAGACGGCCACUUAGCUGCUGUUGGGGAGAGUGGAGUUGGGGACUUGACUCCUAGGCAGUUAAAUGAACCCGAAUCGAGUACUAUCAUCUGGUCCCCGGCCCUCGCGCGGCCAGGUAACGCGACCAUGGGGCUCGAGGACAAUGAACACAUGCACGACUUGUUGCAUUCCUUUUUGUUUGGUAGAGGGGACGAUGAAGCUGGACACCCACUUAUGAAUUUGGCGGUAAAUUCCCAGCUUCAACGUAUCCCGCAUAGGGAUUUAUCAGGAUCAGACUCAACUCAUUUAUCUGAACAGGAUUUGCUUCAAAGGAAUCAAACAAGGAAGCUGUCGGAUCAUGUUGAUAACACAACUGUGAUUGUUGAUUUUGUGCAAAAUCCGGAGGGAAGUAAUCCAAACGAUAUUCCGUCUGUGUCCGUAACUACUCCCACUCCCCCGGGACAGGAUCCCGAGGGAGACGCAUUCUCAAAGGCACCAUCAGGUGUAACCCCACCUACUACAGAGCAUACCUCCGUAGAUGAAACUUUUCCUGAACAGGACACUGGGGGUGAGGAUGAUGAUACCCACCCCACGGCAAAUGAGAGCAGCAUGGCUGGGAUUAAGGAUUCUAAUAUAAAAGAGAGUGCCAUGGCCGGGAGUGUGGAUUCUAAUAUCAAUGAAAGUGCCGUGGCGGGGGGUGUUAAUUCUUCUUCCAAGGUCAUUGCGGUGGACGGUAUCCCGGGGGAGGAUCCUGAAAAAAGUAUUACAAUACACAUUCACCAUCCUCCGGCUGUGGACAAAAAUAAAACAAGAUCUCUCAAAAAAAAGUGGAAGAAGAAAUGCAAGAGAGACUACUAUAACAUACCACAGGGACGUCAGUGCUGUCUUAAGGCUGUCCGCUGUUUAGACCAGCUACCCGAUAUAUUGGAGGAGAUAGACGACUUUGAUGACACACACACCAAUAAGUUGUUGGUUUGCAGCCACGUCCAGACCUCCCUGACCUGUCUGAGUACGACCCUCAAACAGAAGCAGUGCCGAAAUACAGCCAAGGACAUCAAUGCCAAAUUCAAACCACAACUUUCCGCAAUUACUAAAUUUUUCGACCCAAAGUGCAUCAAUACCGGACAGGAGACGACAACUCUACCAGCACGGGGUGAAGGUCAGAGUGGGUCUGGUGGCGGCGGUACCCACAUAAAUGCUGCUAUCAUUGGCGCUAGUGUUGGUGGUUUCAUCCUUGUAGGGGUUCUCCUUCUUAUUGUCCUCUUCAUGAAACGGAGAAAGCCAAACAGAGGCCAAUCAAAGAAGACUUCCCGGGACAAUGACGUGAAUGAUAAACGUGAAUCUUCUCGCUACAAGGACAUGGAGUUUGAGCGCGUCCACAGAAAGCACUCAGACGUGUAUGCAGAAAUUGACGAGCGUUCCAUGCAUUCAUUUCGAAAUCCGGAGAUGAAUGGUCACCUUGAGCCAGAGGGGGACCGACCCCUACCAUCAGCUCCCCCUAACGGGACGGUUCCUGUGGAUCACCAUGGCUACCUUACUCCCCAGAUCCGGAAGGACAGUGCUCCGGUCCUCGAGGAGGCUACGGGUGGCUAUACCGUACUACAGGAUUCCAAAGACGGGACGGUUUCGUACACAACCCUUCGACCGACCGAAACAGAUGACGACGCUGACUACAUUUCUCCAGACGAGGACGCCGCCUCACCAAAGCGACGAAGUGUGCCAGGGUCGCAGGUCAGCACGCCCCAGCCGACACCAAAACCAAGGCAACCAUCCACAGGGGACGAACCUUAUCAUGCAUACUUCAUACUGGAGAAGGAGAAUGUUGAACACGUGUAGCUGAAGUUAAAAUUCGACUAUAAACUUGUUGUUAACCUUUACAUGUGGAUAACUUCAAGCAUGCUUUUAUUUGUUAGGUAUACAUACAUAAUGAAGGACCUCAAGCUCGUCUAUAUAUCAUUAUAUACAGCGUGCGUAGACUUUCUUCUCAAAAAUCGAAGAAUUGGAGCAUGUGUACAUUCUUUCAUAUACAUUCAUUGCGGGUCGACUUCAUGUAAUGCAUUCACGAGCAACUAGAUGGGGAACUCUGAACCUUCCUUGUUUGUGUAUAUAGAGGACUUCGAUCGUGAGCAUGCGUAUUUCGUUACGUGUACAUUAACCACGGAAAGAGUUGUUUCGUAGGUAUGCCACCUUAGUUUCGUAUACAUUCAUUCUUCCACGAUUUGGAGCUCGUUCAGAUUUGUUAGUUAAUCAUUCACCAUUGAGGGAGAUUUUCCAGUUCCUGUAGACUUGUUACAUUUUAUGUAAACAUUCAAUCUUGAUGAAGGGCGUCAUUACGUGUAAAAAGACUUGUUUAAAUGCAGUCAUCUUUGAUGGAUGACUUUAGCACAAGCAGACUUAUAUAAAAACGGGACAUACAAUUACCAUUGAUGGGGAACUUAAAGCAGGUGUAAGGAUAGACUUGUUUCGUAUGCAUAAACUCUGCAGGGAGGUUCCCACACCAAUGGCGGACUUCAACCACGUGCGUAUUUGUAACGUGUACAUUCACUGCACGAGACUUGAUGAAGGACGUCGAGUACGUGUAAAAGACUUGUUCCGUAUACCUACAUCCUUGAAGGAGAAUUUAAGCACGUGUAGACAGUUUGAAUAUAUUAUUCAAUCAUGAUUGGUUGAUGACUUUAAGCACGUGUAGACAGUUUGAAUAUAUUAUUCAAUCAUGAUUGGUUGAUGACUUUGAGCACGUGUAUAUUUGUCAGUAUAUGAACGGUGUAUGAUGAUAAACAUCAUAAAGGUAGACAUUUUAUUUAAACCUUUGCUAAUUUAAGUAUGUGCCGUUAAAUCAACAAUAAGUUAGCGACCAAACAGUCUAGUCAUCCAAAAUUUACUGUAUAAUAGUCUAGCUAAUUGCAAAAUUUCAAGAUAACAAUACUUGUGCUUCAUUGUUUGGAAGGAGUAUUAUAUUUAUUGUUGAUUAUUGAUGUUGCUAAAUAUAGUCUUUCUAGCAAUCAAGAGACGAAAAUAGUAACUUUGGAUUCAAAAACAUAUUUUUUUUUAGUAUUUUGUUAUAAAUAAACGGAAAAUACAAAAUACUGUUGUUUGUUGUGAAUAUCAAGCUGGUAUUGAAAAGUAUUGAAUAAAAAUAACUAUGGGCUAUAAUUACCCUUGACAGAUGGACACUGACAUUACACCAUAAAUAUAAACCCACAUAGUUUUAGUACAAGGCGAGCUAGAACUGGUCAUCUAAUACAUGACAGUCAUACAGAGAGGAAACAGACUACAAGAAAGAUUUUAAUAAUUAGAACAGAAUCCUUUCCGAUACACAAAAAUGCAUAUCGUAUGCUCUGUGCAGAGAGAUAAGAGAGGUAACCCCCGGAGUAUCGAAGAUGUUUCCAGAAUUAACCUGAAUAUUUGUCGAUAUCCAGUCCUAGAUUAUUUCAGUGCAUAGUUCACUUGAAAUCAUCCUGACUGUUCAACAGUCAACAAACUUUUCUAUUCAACAGUUUGAAUUAAAUUUUACUGAUUAUUUGUACAUUGGAAGUAAAACUAAACUAUGUUUGCAGAAUUUGUGUUUUAUUUUCAAUCAACCAGUAGCCUUAGGCUGCUACACAUAUUUUUGUCAAGUUUUUAUUUUUAGUAGCAUAAAUUCAUAAAUUUGAAAAAUUGAAUAUGUGUUUUCACUUGAAUAAAAGAUUAUAUCAUAUCUAGGAUAUUUUGUAUUUGUUUAGUACAAAAUAAGGAAAAUCUUUUUUUCCCCCCAUUCGAACAGACCUUGUAACAUAAAGGGGAAUACAACUUUCAAGCUGACAUUAAACAACCGUAUUACCACAACCAACGGUGAACAAGUUCAUGGUAACAACUCGAAAUGUCAAAAGUUCAGAGGAUCCCCCUCGAAGUGAAACUGUCUCGUCUUCCGAGGCUAUACUCAAAAUAAGGAGUCAUUCAUAAAUAAUAGUAAUGUUACAUGUGUUGAGGGUUUAGAUCAAAUUUCGGAAAAAAUGCCACCACACGACUCCUAUAAUCUAUAACAUCAUUGGGGCGACAUUUUUACCGAAAUGUAGCUGCGACAAUCUUUCAGGUCCCUGUGAGUUGGAGGUAGGCUAGCACUAAGCAAGCUUGAUAACCAAGGUAACCCUACUCAUUCAUUUUCCAAUUGUUCGAAAGUCGAAAUACUAGCUAAUAACGCUUCUCCAUUACAAUCUUUCUGAAUACCCAUUAAUGAUAAGGAUACGGACCUUUGCCUCGUUUGUAUUGGAUUCCGAAAUUUCACCAGAAUCCUUAUCAAUAACAUUUUAUCACCGGCUCAUCUUGUUACUUAACCAAGAUAUAAUGCAAACUUAGUUCCUUGUUAUCAAGGUUACAAUCGCAUUGUGACUCUAUAUACUCAGUAAGUGGAAUACAUGUAAUUGGAUUUACAACAUUCUAUCAUAUUCUUGAACAUCCUCUUCUUAAAAAUUGACAAUGAUAUUCCGUCUUUUCGUAUUGCAGAGUUAUCUGCUCUUGUGAGCAGGUAUUGAUUGUUAGGUCAUUUGUUUGU
This is a messenger RNA of Mizuhopecten yessoensis (Yesso scallop), 4989 nucleotides long. RefSeq lists its product as uncharacterized. The coding region runs from base 276 to 2294 and encodes 672 amino acids. Lineage: Eukaryota; Metazoa; Mollusca; Bivalvia; Pectinida; Pectinidae. The transcript has 6 exons. The record is from RefSeq and is a predicted model, not a curated record.